CCCAAGCCCAAUUUUAGACCGGAGUUCCAAUUUGCCCAAGCUGAUGAAAUAAAUAAAAGCUGUCCUCUCAUGUGAAACUAGCCAUCAUAUGACAAUGAAGGUGUGCCAAAACUUGGUCGAUUUAGAUCCAGCGGGGAUCAAGACAUUUUUUGAUUCUUUCGAUACGGUGUUGUGUGACUGUGAUGGGGUGUUAUGGUUAAGUCAAGAGGCCAUUCCGGGAUCUCCGGAGGCCAUCCGAUUGCUCAAGAGCCUCGGGAAAAGAGUCAUCUUUGUCACGAACAACAGCAACCGGACCCGCAAUGAAUAUGCCAUCAAAUUCAAGAACUUGGGAUAUGAAGAUAUCACCAAGGCUGAUAUCAUUCAAGCUGGAUUCUUAACGGCGGCAUACCUUCACGAAAAGCAUUUCUCGAAGAAGGUCUAUGUGAUCGGUGAGGAUGGUCUUGAGUCUGAACUUCAGGAGCUUGGAAUUUCCUAUAUUAAUCAACGAGACGAUCCAUUGCCCGAUGGAUGGAAUGAAGACAAGAUCCGAGAGACUCUAGACAACUUGGAUCCGGAUGUUAAUUGUGUUAUGGUGGGAUUUGACCCUAACUUUAGCUACAUGAAAAUGCUGAAAGCCUGCAAUUAUAUUCAACGAAGUCCAGACUGUCACUUUGUGGUAUCGGAUGUCGAUGGAACAUUCCCGGCGAAAAAAAAUCUGUUGUUGCCGGGUACAGGUCCGAUGGUAAGCGCCAUAAAAACCAUAACUGGAAGAGAGCCCACCGUAUGCGGGAAACCAAAUCCAUUCGUCUUUGAAACCAUCCAGAGAAUUUUCCCCGAGGUUGUCGGCGAGCGAACGAUCAUGAUUGGUGACAGAGCUAACUCCGACAUUCUCUUGGGAAACCGUUGUGGACUGAAGACAUUAAUGGUGGGCACAGGAUGCCACAAUAUGGAACACAUUCAACAAUGGCAGACAUCGGGACAAGAUGAUUUGGUGGCCAACUUCUAUGUCGAAUCGUUGGGAAAAAUCGUUGAUUUUAUGAGCCAAAGGAAUAAAUUGGCUUGUGAUGCAAAAAAGGAGACAGUUUUUCGUUUUCUUCUCGAGGACUUCAACAAGACGUUGGUUGUAUUCAUGUCCUUUAAGGCUCUGGGUCGGGUUCUUUCCUCGUGUUCAUGGGCUCUCAAAGGAUCCCAGCAUUUGACUACUAGACGGUUCUCUAUUUCGUCCCACAUCAUGAGCGGGUACCCCCAAACUUGCCAAGAAUUGGCCAAACUGAGCCCGGCUGAGGUUCAAAAAUUCAUGGACUCCUUCGAUACGGUCAUGACCGAUUGUGAUGGGGUUUUGUGGAUGGGAGACAGAGCAUUCGAUGGUGCCGCCAAAAUGAUUUGCAAGUUCCGAGAAUUGGGGAAGAAAGUGUUCUUCUGUACUAACAAUAGUACCAAGUCCAGGGCAGAUUACGUUGAAAAGUGCAAGAAACUGGGUUUUGGUGGGAACAAGGACGAGAUCAUAGGAACCAGCUACUUAGCAGCGACUUAUCUCAAAGAUAUGAAUUAUAAGGGGACAGUGUACGUUGUCGGUACAAAUGGAGUCAAAGAUGAGUUGGAUGAAGUUGGAAUUCCUUGCAUUGGGAUUGGGCCUGAUCCUAUGCCUGAUCAAUGGUCCUUAGAUAAAAUGGCUGAAAUCGCAUCAAAAGUAGGCCCAGAAGUCCAAUGUGUGAUUGCGGCUUUUGAUAACCUAAUAAGUUAUGUCAAGUUAAUGAAGGCUGUCUCGGUUCUGAGUCGGCCCAAUUCGGUGUUCGUCGCCACCAACACGGAUGAGCAAUUUCCGUUCUCCUCAAGCUGCAUUCUUCCAGGAACUGGUUCAAUGGUGGCUGCUAUCGCCGCAUCGGCCGAAAGAGAACCCGUGGUGAUGGGUAAACCAUCGCCAAUGAUGUUCGAAGUGGUUCAGAAACAUCAUCCCGAAGUAAAUCCUAAAAGGACAUUGAUGAUUGGAGACAGAGCCAAUACUGAUAUUUUACUUGGAAAAAAUUGCAAUCUGUACACCUUAAUGGUGGGCACUGGUUGUCACUCUUUGGCAAAUAUACGGGAGUGGGAAAAAUCAGACGACCUCAAAACAAAGAGAUUGGUAGCUGACUUUUACCUUGACAAGUUGGCCGAUCUUUAUGGACUUCUUCAGUGAUGUUUAUCCGAAAUCCUGGAGGACUGCUAAUUAAGUCGGCAUUUUUAGUCAACAAAACAAUCAAAAAAUAUCGUCUUUAAAUUGUGUAUUCAUGUUGUUUUGUUUGGUGUUUUCAAAAGGGAUUGUCGUGAAUAAAACAUUCAACGUAAUUAGACAA
Tigriopus californicus is the source of this 2312-nucleotide messenger RNA. RefSeq lists its product as uncharacterized. The transcript is spliced from 15 exons. The record is from RefSeq and is a predicted model, not a curated record. Gene Ontology annotation, molecular function: phosphatase activity. Bases 89 to 2155 code for a protein of 688 amino acids. NCBI's taxonomy places the organism in Eukaryota, Metazoa, Arthropoda, Copepoda, Harpacticoida, Harpacticidae. Gene Ontology annotation, cellular component: cytoplasm.